AUGUCCCUUUCAAACAGACCGUGCUCUUCCCUCAAGCUCGCUUGCCGCCGCCUGGGAAUGCACACGUGGCCGUACACGGCACAGUUCAACCUUGACAACAUUUGUGCCGAGCUCAAAUGUAAAGUGAGCAAGAACAACGUGUACAAUGGCGAGUGUUCUCGGUUCAUCUAUGCGUGGCAGGCGUGUAGGCGUACCUCCACACCACACAACAGAGCCUCAGCCUUUGCCUCCUUCCAGUCCAGCAUCGUGCUCGCUGCUCGCUCUAGGGCAGUGAAGUCGGUGACCAGGUUGGAGGCGUCGGAGACCGGGCAGACGGAGGGGCAGGAGCCGUACAUGGCGCGGAAGGAGGAGAGGAAGGACUCCCCGUCAGGAGCGUCAGCGCUAGGGGCAUGA
This is a messenger RNA of Guillardia theta CCMP2712, 393 nucleotides long. RefSeq lists its product as hypothetical. Lineage: Eukaryota; Cryptophyceae; Pyrenomonadales; Geminigeraceae. The transcript is spliced from 2 exons. The record is from RefSeq and is a predicted model, not a curated record. The coding region runs from base 1 to 393 and encodes 130 amino acids.